Chenopodium quinoa (quinoa) is the source of this 816-nucleotide messenger RNA. RefSeq lists its product as uncharacterized. The record is from RefSeq and is a predicted model, not a curated record. The coding region runs from base 258 to 641 and encodes 127 amino acids. The transcript is spliced from 2 exons. NCBI's taxonomy places the organism in Eukaryota, Viridiplantae, Streptophyta, Magnoliopsida, Caryophyllales, Amaranthaceae.
ACAUAAUUGAUUGCUACAUUAAUUGUUAAAUGAAAAAACUUUAGUGAUGACAAAUGAAAAUUAUUGCCUUAUCAUGCAAGGGAGUCUUGAUUUUUCUAACCAACAUACUCCUUAGACAUGGCCAGCUAAUUCAUUAAGGAUACCUUCUUUUCUUCUCUCUUUUUACCAACUAAUUAUACUUCCCCUUAUUACUUGCAAACCUUUGCGUAGGUUUCUCAACUAAAAUCAUACAUUUUUCCUCUUAUUUCUUACAAAAAAUGAAGAAGGGUGCAUAUGUACUCAUAUUCUUGGUUUGGGCUUUCAUCACCAUUGUCACCCCUACUCUUGUUCAAUGGUCCUUUGUUGCUGCUGACGAGGCUCAGGCUCAGGCUCAGGCUCAGGCUCAAGUUCAGAAUCAGGCUACCGCGCCAUCAAUAGAAGAUAAGCCUAGUGAUGAAGAAGGAACAACAGUAAGACAGUACAGAAGAAUGCUGGUGCUGAUUGACGGAAUCAAUAGACGAAACGUGCCACUGGCAGAGCCAGCAGUAUCACCUGAUUCAGAAGUCCAGCAAACUGCAGCAUCACAAACGCAACCAUUCGAACAAGGGGCAGAGAGAUGGACCGUGGACAUCAUGUCUGAGACCUUACCAUUCAUCUACUAAGGCGACGAUUAUGUAAACUAUGGACAUCAAGUACUGUUAGAUGAUGCAUGAUUAAAUUGUACAUAAUAUACUAAUUUUAUAUUCCAUUUAUUAUAAUUUUGAUCACGAUGUAGGUGUUGUUAAAUAGUGCUCUGCAAAUAAAACAGAUUCAAUACAAAAUCGUAAAAAAUGUUCU